Gymnogyps californianus (California condor) is the source of this 533-nucleotide messenger RNA. RefSeq names its product sodium-coupled neutral amino acid transporter 9-like. Gene Ontology annotation, molecular function: amino acid transmembrane transporter activity. The record is from RefSeq and is a predicted model, not a curated record. NCBI's taxonomy places the organism in Eukaryota, Metazoa, Chordata, Aves, Accipitriformes, Cathartidae. Gene Ontology annotation, biological process: amino acid transmembrane transport.
AGUUUAGAAUUCUGUUCCCUCAGCUCACAGGGGUUCUGACACUUGCCUUCUUCAUCCACAAUUGUGUCAUCACUCUUCUUCAAAAUAACAGGAAUCAAGAAAACAAUGUGAGACGCCUCUCUAUUGCUUACAUCCUGGUGGGAUUAACAUAUCUGUAUGUUGGAGUGAUAAUUUUUGCAUCUUUUCCUUCACCACCACUAUCCAAAGAAUGUAUUGAACAGAAUUUUCUAGAUAACUUUCCCAAUGAUGAAAUCAUGUCAUUUGUUGCAAGAAUAUUCCUGCUGUUCCAGAUGAUGACUGUAUACCCACUGUUGGGCUAUCUGGCACGAGUUCAGCUAUUAAGACAGUUUUUUGGAAAUGCUUACCCAAGAUACUCUGGAGCAACAUGUGGUCUGGCCUUUGUAUUCGUGUAACCAUGCCUCAUCUACGUAUCCCUGCAUCAUGCUGGGCAGCUGACGUGGCCAGCAUUGAUCAUUCACAUCUUUAUAAUCCUCCUUGGACUGGCUAAUCUGAUUGCACAAUUCCUAUUGUGA